CCGCUGUAGUGAAAUUUAUCAAUUUCAAAAUCCACCGAGUCAAUUUCUCGAAGAUGCUCACAGAUGUGCGUGCACAUGUUCAUAUGAGAUGAGCGUACAUACACAAGCCGGUGGACUUUCAUUAGAAAUUUACUCCUCGUACAGUUGGCAGGCAGAAAACAAGUUGCAGAUUAAAAAGAACAAGGCUCUUCGACGAUUCGCGCGGGGGACCAUUCAUUGACUUUGCAAUCCUGGAGCUUGAGCAAGUUUAAGCUAUGGCAAGCUCUUGCUCGUCUCAAAGGCUGGGCCUCGAUCGCCACGGUCACUAUACAUUCUUUCUCACCUUCUACUAGAGAAACUUGAGGUGGCGCUGCGAAGAAGAGCAAUGAGAAGUGGAAAGGUGCUCGUGGUUCUCCUCCUCGGUCUUCUCCUCGGAGUGGCCAUGUCAAGCCCGUCGCCUGAGCCAGUGGCCUGCGCCCAUGGCACGUCCAACUGCACCUUGACCAACGCGUACGGCUCCUUCCCUGACCGCAGCAUCUGCCGCGCGGCCAACGCCAUCUUCCCAGGCACUGAGCAGGAGCUCGUCGCAGCUGUGGCAGCCGCUGCCGCGGCCAAUCGCAAGGUCAAGGCGGCCACCAAGCACUCCCACAGUUUCCCCAAGCUGGCCUGUCCCGGCGGCCGCGACGGCACGAUCAUCAGCACGGAGCGGCUCAACCGGACGGUGAGCAUUGACACCGCCAGCGGCCUGAUGACGGUGGAGAGCGGCAUGGUGCUCAAGGACCUGAUCCAGGACGCUGCCGCGGCUGGGCUCGCGCUGCCGAACUCGCCCUACUGGCACGGCAUCACCAUCGGCGGACUCCUGGCGACGGGUGCGCACGGGAGCUCGUUGUGGGGCAAGGGAAGCGCCGUGCACGAGUACGUGGUCGGAAUGAGGAUCGUGACGCCGGCGCCGGCGAGCCAGGGCUUCGCCGUUGUGAGGCAGCUCGGCGUCGACGACCCCGACCUCGACGCGGUCAAGGUGUCCCUCGGUGUCCUUGGCGUCGUCUCCCAGGUUACGCUUAAGUUGCAGCCGAUGUUCAAGCGGUCGGUGACGUUGGAGAAGCGCGACGACACGGAUUUCGCGGCGCAGGUGGCCGUCUGGGGCGAUCUGCACGAGUUCGGCGACAUGACGUGGUUGCCGUGGCAGCGCAAGGUCAUCUACCGCAGGGACGACCGUGUCCCCGCCUCUACACCGGGCAACGGCCUCAACGACAACUCCGCCUUCAGCGGCAGCUCAAAGCUCGUGCUCAGCGCCGUCAGAUCAUUGGAGGAGUACGUGGAGAACGCCAGUGAAUUCACCCGGUGCCUGGCGGCGAGGGUGGUAUCGAAGCUGUUCGAGCUGCAGGGGUACGGCUUCACCAACAGCAAGAAGGGCUCCUUCUUCAUGGGUUACCCACGCAACCCAGUGGUGGGAUUCCAGAACCGCAUACAGGCGUCCGGCACCUGCAUCGGCAGCUCGGAGGACCUCCCCUGCAUAUGGGAUCCACGCAGUCGGGCCACUUUCUUCUACAAUUCAGGCUUCAGCAUCGCCGUCUCCAGGGCGCCUGCGUACAUCGCCGAGGUGCAGAAGCUCCGCGACCUCAAUCCGCGCGCCUUCUGCGGCCUGGACUUCAAGCUUGGUGUGCUGCUUCGCUACGUGAGGGCCUCCUCCGCGUACCUCGGCAAGUCCGACGACUCCCUCGACUUUGACAUCUCGUACUACCGCAGCUUCACGGAGGGCGAGCCGCGGUCGCAUGCGGACGUGAUCGACGAGAUCGAGCAGCUCGCGCUGAACAAGUACGACGCCAUCCCGCACUGGGGCAAGAACCGCAACUUCGUCUUCCACGGCGUCAUCGCCAAGUACCCCAAGGCCGCCGAAUUCCUCAAAGUGAAGGCCAGGUACGACCCGGAUGGAAUCUUCUCCAGCGAGUGGAGCGACCAGGUGCUUGGGAUCAACGGGAGCCCCAACAUCGUUGGAAGGGGCUGCGCCAUUGAAGGUCUUUGUGUCUGCUCCGAUGACUCGCACUGCGCGCUGAGUAACGGAAGAGAGUACUCAUGCCAGCCCGGGAAGGUGUUUCCAGAGGCGAGGGUAUGCUCGCUCCGACCCACCACCAGCCGAGAGGAACUGUGAUUCAAGAUGCAUGCGGGUCAAGCACCACUGCCAUCUAAUGCUGGAGCAGGGUCACCUCAAAGGUUCCUUGGUGAUGAAUUGCCUCCAUGCGUCUGGUCCAGGAAGUCACGCCUUGGGUUGCAGGAGAUAGUCUGAGAAAAAACAUAAGAAAAUGGUUAGAAAUACUAAUUUUAGGUGCAACUACAUAUAUAUACUAUCUCCGUUCCGAUGAAUAAGGUUUAUAUUUUUUCAAAAAUUAAACUAUGUAA
Messenger RNA from Lolium rigidum, 2376 nucleotides. RefSeq names its product L-gulonolactone oxidase 2-like. Lineage: Eukaryota; Viridiplantae; Streptophyta; Magnoliopsida; Poales; Poaceae. Gene Ontology annotation, molecular function: D-arabinono-1,4-lactone oxidase activity; FAD binding. Bases 365 to 2128 code for a protein of 587 amino acids. The record is from RefSeq and is a predicted model, not a curated record. The transcript is spliced from 3 exons. Gene Ontology annotation, cellular component: membrane.